Molecule: messenger RNA, 1381 nt
Organism: Micropterus dolomieu (smallmouth bass)
Lineage: Eukaryota; Metazoa; Chordata; Actinopteri; Centrarchiformes; Centrarchidae
Gene: cxcr2
Product: chemokine (C-X-C motif) receptor 2
Exons: 2
Coding region: 65-1195 (376 amino acids)
Biological process (GO): immune response; neutrophil chemotaxis; G protein-coupled receptor signaling pathway
Cellular component (GO): membrane
Molecular function (GO): C-X-C chemokine receptor activity
Source: RefSeq, a predicted model, not a curated record
AAAGACGGCAUUCCUUGCCAAACAGCUUUAUUCUUGUUAACCUGUAUACAUCAAGAAAGGUGAAAUGAAGCGACACCUUUUGAUCAUUAGUGUUUUGAAGUGUUUGGUUCUAACCACUCAAGGAGAAGGGGAAAAACAGCAGCUGACAACAGAUGGAUUUAACUUUGAAGAGUACAAUUAUACCUUUGUGGAUGAGGAUCAGUCAACUCCUUGCAGUGUAAAUGUGCCUGGAUUCAAUAGUAUGGGCCUGAUGAUCACCUACAUCAUCGUGUUUGUUUUCAGCAUGGUAGGCAACAGUGUAGUUGUCUAUGUGGUUUGUUAUAUGAAGAAAGGCAGAGCCAGCACAGACAUCUACUUAAUGCACCUGGCGAUGGCAGACCUUCUCUUCUCUUUUACCCUCCCGUUCUGGGCCAUCGAUGUUCAUUCUGGUUGGAUCUUCGGCAACUUCCUGUGCAAACUUCUGUCCGGCUUUCAGGAGGCAUCAGUUUACAGUGGUGUUUUCCUGCUGGCAUGCAUCAGUGUAGACCGUCACUUUGCCAUAGUGAGAGCUACACGUGCCCUGUCCUCGCGUCACCUGUUGGUGAAAGUGACGUGCAGUAUCGUGUGGCUGGUGGCUGGACUGCUGUCCUUACCUGUGGCUAUUCAGAAGGAGAGCCUGCAUAUUGAAGACCUGGGUCAAUCCAUUUGCUAUGAAAACCUAACUGGUGAAAGCAGUCACCACUGGCGUGUUGGCAUACGCGUUCUACGCCACACGAUGGGCUUUUUCCUCCCACUGCUGAUAAUGGCUGUCUGCUACGGGUGGACUUUGGUGACGCUGUUUCACGUACGUAAUCACCAAAAGCAAAAGGCCAUGCGCGUCAUCCUGGCAGUUGUGUUUGCAUUUGUUCUGUGCUGGCUGCCUUAUAACGUUACAGUACUGAUUGACACACUCAUACGAGGAGGAUCAAUUGAGGAGACAUGUGACACUCGCUACAGAGUGGAAUGGAUGCUAAAUGUGACCCAGCUGUUGGCCUUCAUGCACUGUGCAGUGAAUCCAGUGCUGUACGCCUUCAUUGGGCAGAAGUUCCGUAACCAGCUGCUCUCAGCUCUUUACAAACAUGGCCUCAUCAGCAAGAGGCUCCAGGUGGCUUACAGGAAGAGCUCUUUCAGCAGCGUAGGGAGCUUCAGAUCUAGACACACGUCCACUACUAUGUAAUGAUCUCCUGAUAGAUGAUUAUUUACAUACAACAUAUUUGAAAAGACAAUUUGCUUUCUUACCAAUGGUUAGAUGAGAAGAUGGAUACCACACUCAUGUCUGUACGAGUCAAUGCAUAGCUGGAGCCAGCAGCUGGUUAGCUUAGCUUACCAUAAAGACUUGAAACAAGGCUAUACAGUUAGCCUA